Aethina tumida (small hive beetle) is the source of this 4434-nucleotide messenger RNA. RefSeq names its product cytospin-A. Gene Ontology annotation, cellular component: microtubule organizing center; filamentous actin. NCBI's taxonomy places the organism in Eukaryota, Metazoa, Arthropoda, Insecta, Coleoptera, Nitidulidae. The transcript has 9 exons. The coding region runs from base 346 to 4299 and encodes 1317 amino acids. Gene Ontology annotation, molecular function: protein binding. The record is from RefSeq and is a predicted model, not a curated record. Gene Ontology annotation, biological process: actin cytoskeleton organization.
ACGCGUCUACCUAAAACCGGUGACCCCACCACGGUUCCGACUGGAACUCAACGGUCUCCUCUCCCGAGCUCUCGACAACAACCAGUUUGACGCGGCCGCGCGCCUCGCACCGACGUUUGGCAAACGCAACGACCCGGUCGACAGCGGUACCCAAAAAAAGACAAUCAAAAAAUUAAAAGGAACAUGCCCGUGUGGUUCGCGGGCAAUCCCGGACCGGCACCGACGACCGUCUAGCGGUGCUCCAGGAUAACGGCGGAACAGUUAUCUCGGAAAGUGAAAGGUUGAACGUUAAGGUUUGAGCAUGUACGCGAGUUAAAGUCUACCAGUUGGAUUGGCAUCGAAAAGAUGAAGUCGAUCAAGGCGAUAUUCCGCAGAGGGCAGGCGCCCAGUUCGAAGAUCGAGGACAACAGGGACGACCUGUCCAGGACCUCGUCCAUCAGCAACUUGAACGCCGAUGCAAAGGGCAGCAGGGGAGCCAAACCCAAGAAGGCAGCGUCCAGGGACCGGCUCGACAAGAUUGGCGACAAGAAACAUGAUAAGAAAGGUUUGACCAAGAACAACAACAAACUAGAGACCAACGAGUACUCGCCCGAAGCUGUCAACCCCACCAUCGACAUCCUCCAGAAGCAGCUGGCGGAGAUGGCCACGGAAAAGUCCAAUCUGGCCCUCCAACUCGGUGAGCAAAAAGGACAGCUCAACAUCCUCCAAAAGGAAAUAGAGAAGCUCAAGCACUCGGAGGAGGAGUCCAACAUGCAGCUGGACAAACUGGUGGAGGAAAACACAGCCCUGAGGAACCGACUAAGGGACGUGGCACAUUCCCCACUAUCAGACAACGAGAAACAACAACUUUUAUUCGAGUCCCAGAGGCACCACAGUUCGGCACCAGCUUCAAUCGCUUCGAAUAUUCUAGAUGACAUGCAGGGAGACGUUACCGCCUGCACCACCCCCGAAUGGGACAAGCACAGCAGCGGCAACGUGUCGGAAAUAUCCGUGGCGUGCCUCCAGGACAAGAUAAACCAGAUGCAAGAGACGCACUACAGCACCAACGAGGAGCUGCAGGCGACCCUGCAAGAGCUGACCGACCUACAGAGACAGCUCACGGAGCUGCAGCAGGAGAACGAAAGGCUGACGGAGGAGAAGACGCUGAUGUUCGACUCGCUGUGCCGCCAGACCGAGAGGCUGAACGACGCCCGGUCGGAGGUCGAGUCGCUGAAGCAGCUGCUGUACAAGGAGAAGGACGAGCACGCCGCCAGUAAUUUCGAGUCGGCGGUGGAGAGGGAGAAGAAGCUGGUGGAGCUGCUGAAGUCCGCGCAGGAGGAACGUGAGGGUCACCUGUUGAAGAUCGAGCAGCUUACCGGGGAGCUUCAGGAGUGUAGGUCGUUGAACGAGGAGCGGGAGGGGGAUGUUGUUAACUUGUCGGAGCGGGUUAAGACGUUGGAGAGCACGUUGGACGCUAAGCAUGCGGAGCACAAGCAGCUGGAUCAGGAGCUGGCUUUGGCCAAGGAUCAGUGCAGCAGCAGGCAGAUCGAGAUUAACAGGCUGAAAGAUCUGUUGGACAAUGCCAGGACGAAAAUCAACGAACUGGAGCAGGACAGGGCGUUAAGCGACAAGUCCGAACUGGACGAGCUUCUGGACAACGCACGCAAAGAGAAGGACGCCCUCGAGUCGGAAGUUGCCGAUUUGAAGGAGCAAGUGGCCAGAAGCAAGAACGAAGCUGAAAAGUUCAAGGAACAAGUGUCCAUUUUGCAGGAGGAGUGCAAAGUUACUAGAAACAAUGCGAAGACGACGCAAAGCGACUUGGAGUACAAGUGUGAGAAGCUUCAAAUGGAGAAGGCCUCGAUUACUGAGCAGCUUCAACACUUCCAAGAGGUUGUCAACGAACUACAGGUCCAGAGUCAGUGUCAAUUGGAGGACAAGAGGCAGCUGUCGGCGGUGCUGAGCGAAACCCAGAGGAAUCUGAGCGAAAGCGAAGAGAAGAAUUUGGUUUUGAUGGCGGAGGUCGAUGAGCUCAAGAAGAUACGCAAGGAGGAGACGGAAGACUGGGAGAAAUUCCAAGACGACCUUCUGACAUCCGUGCGAGUGGCCAACGACUUCAAAACAGAGGCCCAAAAGGAACUACAGAAGUUCGUGCUGGACAACAAGUCGCUGAGGGAACGUGUGAGACAGCUCGAGUCUCAAAUCGACAAGCUCAAAGCAGGUGCAGUUCAAAGCCCCGCCAUGUUUUCGAUGCGCAGGUCGUCGAAAAAAAGCAGCCAAUCUGCCGAGGCCAAAAUGGGUAGUACCACCUCCCUAGACAGUGCCGAUAAAAAAGACUUCCUCGGCAAGUUCGUGAAGAAGCGCGAGAAAAAGAUGCGCAGCAAACUCAAAGCCAUGUCGGUGGAGGAGGAUAUGCUAAUACAGUCGUUGAACGAGUGGUACACGUCCAUAGAUCCGGCCAUACCCGAGGAAGAGCUCAGUGAGCAGGAGAAGGUGGUGCGUAGGCUCAAAAACAUGUACGACCAAGAGCAGUGCGUGGCCAAACCUGUGGCGAAACGCCCCAAAGAACUGUUGGCCAUCAGUAAGCCCCUACUGGAUUCGGUCAUAGCCAACCCAAAGUUGAAACAAAUAACCGACGACCCUUCCGUACCUUCGGUUGACUCGCAAAUCAGGGCGAGCGCCUUGGAAAACAAUGUGGAGGUCAAGUUGCCCAGGCCUAAAUUAAAGCCCACGUCCGUACGCAGGGCGGACAGUGAGCAAUACAAGAAGCCGACAAAGGAGGAGUCCGACGCGAAGACCAAAAGUCUGAGCGACAUCCAGUUUGUCUUCACGUCCAACGAAAAUAAGCUGCUCAGGAGUAAGGAGUGCGAGAACUUGUUUAAAGAGGACGGCGACACUCAGCUGCACCGGGUCUCGUCCAUCAAACCCUCGGAUUCGGUGUCGAAUCCUCGCAGCUCCAGCCACGACGUGAAGCUGGAGGAGAUCUUGGACGAGAUUCCCACCAUCUACGAUUACAAUUCGUUGCCUCGCCAGCAGCAGUUUGCUGUUAAAAUAAACAAGGCUUUCGAGGAGCACAAGGCCAAAAGCACCAACUUGAAGAGGUUCAAGAAGAACAUUCAAAGCUGUGACAUCAGUACCCCAAUAAAAGAGACGGUGAUGAAGAACGGGGAGCCUGUUAACAGGUUAAGUUUAGAUUUUGACAACGCACCACCACUAGUGUCGUUAAACAAGGUGUACUCGAAAAGUUACGACUCACUGAACGUUCUAGAUGAUGAUGAUGAUCGUUCGGAAGGCUCGAGCUACUCGUAUGGCAAUUUCGACUUGGCCACAGGGCAAAUAAGGCGUUCCCAAAAGAGGGUGAAUUGCUCAAGCAACAUGUCCAGCAUCAACAUGCAAAAGAACGGCUUCGAAUUCACUGAGAUAUCCCCCUCGGAUUUGGAGGAGGAUGCUAGAGUUGAAAUGUACGACUCCAGCAAGGAUUAUGGUAAAUAUGAUACUGACAAAGAUGAUGACGACAGCCUAUUAAUGAACUCAAUUCCGAUGACUCCUAAAAGUUACGAAAGUAAACAAGAGUUUGUGUUCAAGAAGCCAGAACUUGACGUUGAUAGUGGAUUCGAAGCUGACAAGCAUGGUGAUGACGGUCAAGUCUUUGUUAGUGAGCAGACAAUCAUAAUUACAGACCAAGAUGUACAGGAAAAAGACUCUGAACAAAGCACCGACUCAGAUGGAGACCAAAACAAAGACAGCUUGCUAGUAAACACAAUUCCAAGGGCUCCAAAGAUAGACACCAACCCUGAGUCGGAGACGAUCAAGAAACAAAACAAAUACGGCGUAAAGGCCCCUCUGGUCAUACGUAAUUCUUACAAACAGGUUUUAAAGGAGAUGAAAAGUCGGGAAUCCUUCCGCGAAGCUGAGGAAGAUAAGACCGAUGAUGAUGAUGAUGGUGAUGAAGGUGAGGUGCAAGAGACCAGCUUCGACGAUUUCUUUGCCCCAGUCCGGGUGGACCAACCGUCUCAACCAAAUCAGAACAAGCUCGACGAAGAAGACCACAAACUGUUGGCCUCCAUAAAGAGACGUGACUCAGUGAGCUCAGACAUCAACGAAGCUGACCUGCUGUUUGUUCAGGGUUUGAGCCAGAAGUACGGGUUGGAGAAUGCCCCUUCUGAGACUGGUAGCUUCGAACGCAGUUCCUCCAUCAGGAGGAGCAAGUUGAAGAAGUUCAAUUUGGAUGAGGAUAUAGGUUACACGCCGGUCUUUGACCGUGGUUACGCGUCGCCCAGUAACACGUGGAACAAAAAGAAGGAGGAUGUGGCUGAUUUGUGAUUAAAUUGACCGAAUCGACCAUGAAUCUCCUCUCGUCUAAAUUUGGCACUCAUUUGAAGCUUUUGAAUAUUUAAUAUUUAUGAAUAGUUUAUUUAUACAAGUGUUAUACGUUUGUAAUAAAGUUUAAAAAUUUGA